AUGGACUACCACGCUGAGUGCUGCUUCUGUGAUCCUGAGGAGGGGCACGGCGGCCCAGAUGAGCCGCCGCUCCACAGCAUCCACGCUCCCAACCGGAUCCGCCCGUCCUCGUACCGAGCCCUGAGGAGCGCCGUGUCCAGCCUGGCCCGCAUCGACGACUUCUUCUGUGAGAAGAUUGGCUCGGGCUUCUUCUCCGAGGUCUUUAAGGUGCAGCAUCGCAUCACAGGUCAGGUGAUGGCACUGAAAAUGAACACGCUGGCCAGCAACAAAGCUAACAUGCUACGAGAAGUGCAGCUCAUGAACAGACUUUGCCACCCCAACAUUCUCAGGUUUCUUGGAGUUUGUGUGCACGAGGGUCAACUCCACGCUCUGACUGAGUACAUAAAUGGAGGCAACUUGGAGCAGCUUCUGGACAGUGAUCUAUACCUGUCGUGGGGGGUCAGGAUUGGUCUGUCUCUGGAUAUCGCCCGGGGGCUUCAGUACCUGCACAGCAAAGGCAUAUUCCACAGAGACCUCACCUCCAAGAACUGUCUGGUUCGCUGUGACAACGGUGCGUUCACUGCUGUGGUGGGAGACUUCGGCCUGGCAGAGAAGAUCCCAGAUUACAGUGAUGGUGCAGAGAAGCAGCCUCUGGCCAUCGUGGGCUCUCCCUAUUGGAUGGCUCCUGAAGUUCUGAGAGGAGAGCUGUACGAUGAGAAGGUGGAUGUAUUUGCAUACGGCAUCAUCCUGUGUGAGAUCAUUGCCCGGAUUGAAGCUGAUCCUGAUUUCUUACCCAGGACAGAGGACUUUGGUCUGGAUGUGGAGACAUUUGAGAACAUGGUUGGUGAUUGUCCACCAGCGUUCUUAAGCCUCGCCGUCACCUGCUGUAAUAUGAGUGCAGAGAGGCGCCCCUCCUUCUCUGACAUUGUCUUCACACUGGAGAGCAUGGAGAGAGGAGAAGAGGAAGAGAAGUCCAUUGCACUUGAGCCUGUGGUGGUGGACGUCAGCCCGUACCGGCGCCGCAGCUCUCCCUGUCACCAUGGCGACCGCAGUCAGCUGCGUCAGGGUUUGGCGAGGAGCCAGUCCGACAUGUUGCCCCCGGCGACUCUGACCCCUCCUCUGCUUGGGACCCCUGCGCGGGUCAACCCCUUCUCACUUAGACAGGACCUGAAUGGAGGGCGGUGUAAACUCUUAGACACGCCCAGCAAGUCUGUCAUCUCCCUGACCUUCACCCUCCCAGCUCUUCGUGAUCCUUGUGCCUCCCCCCACCUUCUCAGAGGGACGCCGGGUAUGCGGGCGCCACCGAGGAGAUGCCAGUCGCUCCCUUGCACCCCAGAGCUCAGCCGGACUGUAGCCUUGCCAAGAGACACAGGUGGGACAGAGGAAGAGAGGGAUGAGGACGACAGAGUGGCGGCUGUUGAUGGAGGGAUGGAGAAGGAUAUAACUGAGAAGAGAGAGGUGUUAAAGCAGGAGGAGGGGUUGGGAGAUGAUUCAGGUCAUCCAGUUGAGCUGGACAUGGUGUCUCUGGAGCGGUUGGAGGAGGAGGAGGAAGAGGAGACUGUAUGUCUAACAGAACCCAUGGACUGUACCAAGUCUCCAGAGCCAGUAGAAGGAGUCCUGGACUCCAAACCUGGAAGAACCCUGCCCACCUCCACCUCCUCCUCCUCUUUACGGACCAAUGGCUGGCGACUUCCCAUCUCCAACGGACCGCCCUCUCUACCUCCUCUGCCACGACUGGACAAUAACAACAGCUCAGCUCUUGUGAUUGGCCAGCCGGUGCAGUGGGGUGGAGGGGCUCAAACUAACGGUUACAGCGGUGCCCAGGUCAUCUCCUCUGACCCCACCGGCCCCUCUGAGCAGGAUGAGGUCAUUUCAUGUCCUGGAUGCUGUCUGGUGGGUCUGAGUUUCCCCUCAGUGUGCCUCCGCGGUUCCACGGCCAUACCCGCCCCGCGCCGAAGGGCUUCGUUACCACGGCAGCGGCCCUACCGGAACCUCAACGGCACCAUAACCGGCGGCAGCUCGUCUUCGUCAGCGACCGCCACCACAGCAACUAAAGCUCUACUGUGUCGCAACACCAACAGACUCGUAGUGGCUGGACCAUCUCUGCCAUGUGAACCAGGACGGUCCCUGCCAGAGGCCCAGACAUAGACCCUCACUCUAUGGGGGCUUUUGCUUUGAACUUGUGACACGCACCAGCACUAAAUGUUAGCGGACAAAUAGAACAUUACUAUAUGUUGCUAUGAGAUGUGUUGUUAAUUCUGUAGUAGUGAGAGGGAGCUAAGCUAAGCAGAAUACAGCUGAAUCAGACCAGACCCAGUGAGCUACAGUCAGGAUCAACAACACAUCACUGCCAUGGCAACGGUGCUGAUCCAAUCAGAGC
Messenger RNA from Scomber japonicus (chub mackerel), 2359 nucleotides. RefSeq names its product dual specificity testis-specific protein kinase 2-like. The record is from RefSeq and is a predicted model, not a curated record. Gene Ontology annotation, molecular function: protein serine/threonine kinase activity; ATP binding. Lineage: Eukaryota; Metazoa; Chordata; Actinopteri; Scombriformes; Scombridae. The coding region runs from base 1 to 2127 and encodes 708 amino acids. Gene Ontology annotation, biological process: actin cytoskeleton organization; protein phosphorylation; positive regulation of stress fiber assembly. The transcript is spliced from 11 exons. Gene Ontology annotation, cellular component: cytoplasm; nucleus.